Monomorium pharaonis (pharaoh ant) is the source of this 1656-nucleotide messenger RNA. Its product is annotated as ribonuclease H1. The transcript has 7 exons. Bases 628 to 1569 code for a protein of 313 amino acids. Gene Ontology annotation, molecular function: RNA-DNA hybrid ribonuclease activity; nucleic acid binding; magnesium ion binding. Gene Ontology annotation, biological process: DNA replication, removal of RNA primer. Lineage: Eukaryota; Metazoa; Arthropoda; Insecta; Hymenoptera; Formicidae. The record is from RefSeq and is a predicted model, not a curated record.
ACAUUUUAAUUAAAAAAUAUUUGAAACUGAAAUGAAAGAAAUUAUUUAUAGCUAAACUUUGUAUCAUCUUGUCUCUUUUCUGUCUUUCUUUUUAAAGUAUAACAAUGCAAUUACAAAGAACAAACCAGAAACCACUCUCAUCCUUUAGUUCUCAAAUGUGAUCAAUUGUGUGGUUAAGUGUAGUCAAAACCUCAUUCCGUAUUUUAGAAAUUGUCUUUUUAUUAAUUGUCGUUUUCUAUACUAUCUAAAAUGAAACAGCUAUAUAUGUAUACAAACUAGUAUUAGAGUAAAAAAAGAUAAAAUAUUGGAAUGUAACUGAAAUUAACUUAACAGCUGUUUACUAUAACCUUUGCUUGAUGGUAACGUUGCUUGAUGCAUACGAGCUUUAUAUGUAUAUUUAAAAAAGAUAACAAUGAAAUCUAAAUAAGAGUAUUUACACUUAUUUAUUCCUACUUCAUUAACAAAAGCAAAUAUAAAUAUUGCAUGUAUAUAGGACCUGCUAAUAAAAGUUCUCCUAAAAGAUUGUUUAAUCCUGGACGUAAAUACGUUAAUAUUAAUACUGAUAAUGGAACUAUUUUAAUUGAGAAAAAUUCUUCAGGCUAAAGGUUAUCUGUAUCGAGAAAAUUGAUGAAAUUAAGUUUCAUAUUUAUAGCAAGACAUUUUUUAAAUAAAAUGCCUUACUAUGCAGUAGCUAAGGGUCGGAAACCUGGAAUUUAUGCCACAUGGAAUGAAUGCAGCGCUCAAGUUCUUAAGUUUCCUGGAUCCAUAUAUAAGAAAUUUGCAACGGAAAGAGAGGCUCAAAACUUUAUAAAAGAGCGUUCCUCUUCAACUGUAGGAACAAAUUCUACCAAGAGCCUUUCAUCAGAAAUUAUUAACGCAAGAUCUCAAGUCCUACCAAAACAACUGUUUGCACUUGGUAGAAAGCAAGUGACAGUGGCUGAGACAAAACCAUUAUCAUCACUUUCAAAGAGGACUUUAUCAACAAGUAAUGAUACUAAUGAAAGUAAUGAACAACCAAAUAAGAAAAGAAAAAUUACAUCAGAUAAUUGUUUCCUAUCAGCUCAGUGUCUUGAUCAGGAUGAUAAAGUGAACUUUAUCGUCGACGAAGAAGGCUACGUGAACGUCUUCACGGAUGGCGCUUGCACUUUAAACGGGUACAAGAACGCGCGAGCUGGUAUUGGCGUUUGGUUCCAAGACAAUCAUCCCUUAAACGUAUCCCAACCAGUGGAGGGACGAGCUACCAACAACAUGGCAGAGAUCCAAGCCGUCACAGUAGCUGUGAGGCAGGCGAAGAAGGCAGGAAUUAAGAAGUUAAAAAUCAACACGGAUUCCAAAUUCCUCAUCAAUUGUAUCACGAAAUGGAUGCCAAGCUGGAAAAGAAGAGGAUGGAUAACGGUGGGCAAUAAACCAGUUAUAAAUAAAUCAGAACUGAUAGAAAUGGAGAAAGAACUGAAAUCCUUGACCAUUGUUUGGAACCACGUGAAUGGGCAUGUAGGAAUCUAUGGAAAUGAAAUGGCAGACAAGUUGGCAAGAGAAGGCUGCUUACAGUAUAAAAAUAAAGAUAAUUAAAAUUAAUAAAGAUUAAGUCUCCUACAAGUUGUAUGAUUAUGUAAUUAUUUUAUUUUUGUACACAUACAUAAACUUUUUUGUAAAAAA